Aspergillus wentii DTO 134E9 is the source of this 1074-nucleotide messenger RNA. RefSeq names its product putative oxidoreductase, 2OG-Fe(II) oxygenase family. Gene Ontology annotation, molecular function: dioxygenase activity. The coding region runs from base 1 to 1074 and encodes 357 amino acids. NCBI's taxonomy places the organism in Eukaryota, Fungi, Ascomycota, Eurotiomycetes, Eurotiales, Aspergillaceae. The record is from RefSeq and is a predicted model, not a curated record. The transcript is spliced from 2 exons.
AUGGCUGCUCAAACAGACAACUUUCCGGAAUUGCCUCCCUUCCCAGCAGAUGUGCCAACAGCUCCUCUUCUCCGUCUGUCUCUUGGGAAGCUCCUAAAUCAUGACAAGGACGAAUGCCAGAACUUCAUACAAGCAUGUGAGAAUAUCGGAUUCUUCUAUCUGAAUCUGCAGGACUCAGAGCAUGGCAGCCGUAUCCUUGAGGACGCAGACGAACUGUUCAAGAUUGGCAGCGACUUGUUCGAGUUAAACCUCGAAGAGAAGCAGAAGUAUGACUUUAGCAGCCAGAGCUCUUACUUUGGAUAUAAAGCGCAAGGAGCUGCCAUCGUCGAUCGCCAGGGAAAUCCUGAUCGGAAUGAAUUCUACAAUAUCUCCAAAGACGACAUCAUGGGCAUUUCAAAUCCCCUCCCAGCCCCAGACAUCCUCCAGAAAAGUCGCAAAACACAAGAAUCCUUCAUUCAAACCUCCCACUCCAUCGUCACACACCUCCUCAACCUCCUAAACGACAACCUCCAACUCCCACCCUCAACCCUCGCAAACCUCCACCGUCUCCACGCCAGAAGCGGCGACCAAAUCCGCUUCGUCAAAGCUCCUCCACAGCCCACGGACGACAGACGCACCGCACUAGGCGAACACACGGAUUUCGGAACCAUCACUAUCCUCUUCAACCGACUCGGCGGACUGCAGGUUCUUCCUCCCGGUCUGGACGCAGAAUGGCUCUACGUACGCCCUCUCCCGGGCCAUGCUAUCGUCAACCUAGGCGAUGCACUCGUCAAGUUCACGAAUGGGCUUUUCAGAUCGAAUAUCCACCGUGUUGUUUCGCCGCCAGGUACGCAGGCCGACAGUACCCGGUAUAGUCUUGUUUACUUCUCGCGGCCGGAGGAUGAAGUUCCUCUGCGCCGGUUAGAUGGGACAGAUCGCAUCCCGUCUCUUGGUGAGGGCGUCAUCGAAGAGGAAAUUAAUAGUAAGGAUUGGAUUAUCCGGCGGGCGUUAGGCCGCAGGACGAAUUUGGUUUCUGGAGUUGAUUUUGAGAAAUCGGCGGGGACGGAACAGUUGAGUCGGAGGAUUAGGGUGUGA